Scophthalmus maximus (turbot) is the source of this 2760-nucleotide messenger RNA. Its product is annotated as ethanolamine-phosphate cytidylyltransferase. Gene Ontology annotation, molecular function: ethanolamine-phosphate cytidylyltransferase activity. Gene Ontology annotation, biological process: phosphatidylethanolamine biosynthetic process. The coding region runs from base 217 to 1437 and encodes 406 amino acids. Gene Ontology annotation, cellular component: cytoplasm. NCBI's taxonomy places the organism in Eukaryota, Metazoa, Chordata, Actinopteri, Pleuronectiformes, Scophthalmidae. The record is from RefSeq and is a predicted model, not a curated record. The transcript has 13 exons.
UUUGCGCACCGCACCGCACCGGGCUGCUGCUGCUGCUGCUGCGGCUGCUGCUGACAGAGGAAGCGGCUGUCCUGCGCUGGAAGUGGGGGAGGACACACACACACACACACACACACACACACACACACACACGUUCCGUGCAUCAUCUAUAUUUAGGGGUUCCUCUCUUAAAGACCACUCACCAGCCCCCACCCACCCCCCUCCAAAAAAAAAACAAUGAUCAGGAACGGACACCACCGCCACCAAGUGAACACAGCAGCCGGGAAAGACGCAGGCACGACCCCCGGCGCUGCAGCCUGCAGUCCCGAGAAGAGGAGGCGAAGGAUCCGGGUGUGGUGCGACGGCUGCUACGACAUGGUGCACUAUGGCCACUCCAAUCAGCUGCGACAGGCCAAGGCCAUGGGAGAUUACCUCAUCGUUGGAGUACACACAGACAGUGAGAUCGCAAAGCACAAGGGUCCGCCCGUCUUCACUCAGGAAGAAAGAUACAAGAUGGUGCGGGCCAUAAAAUGGGUGGAUGAGGUCGCGCAAGGAGCGCCUUACGUCACCACCCUCGAGACCCUCGACAAGUACAACUGUGACUUCUGUGUGCACGGAGAUGAUAUAACACUAACAGUGGAUGGUAAGGAUACGUAUGAAGAGGUGAAGAAGUCAGGACGGUACAGGGAGUGUAAGAGAACCCAGGGAGUUUCGACCACAGAUCUGGUUGGCCGGAUGCUGCUGAUGACCAAAGCACACCACAGCAACAUUGAUAGCUCAGACUAUCAGCAGCACACAGACAACUUUGGAAAGGGGUCGCAUGUUCAGAAGGGCCACAGUCCCUGGACGGGGGUGUCUCAGUUCCUGCAGACUUCGCAGAAGAUCAUCCAGUUUGCCUCAGGCCAAGAGCCUCAGCCAGGAGACACUAUCAUCUAUGUGGCGGGAGCCUUUGACCUCUUCCACAUUGGCCACGUAGACUUCCUGGAAGCGGUGUAUAAGCUCGCAGAAAAGCCAUACAUUAUAGUGGGGUUGCACUUUGAUCAGGAGGUGAAUCGCUACAAAGGGAAAAACUACCCCAUCAUGAAUGUCCAUGAGAGAACACUCAGCGUCCUCGCUUGUCGAUAUGUAUCAGAGGUGGUGAUUGGUGCACCCAUUGCAGUCACAAAAGAUUUGCUUGACCAUUUCAAGGUGGACCUUGUUUGCCACGGGAAGACGGAAAUAUACCCUGACAAGGAUGGAUCUGACCCUCAUGCUGAGCCGAGGAGGAAAGGAAUCCUGCGCACUGUUGACAGUGGGAACAGCCUCACUACAGAUGCCAUUGUGCAGAGGAUAAUCAAAAACAGGUUGCUUUUUGAAGCGCGGAACCAGAAGAAGGAGGCCAAAGAAAUAGCUGUGAUCCAGGCCCUGAAGCGUCAAGAGGAGGAAAAGACUAAAGAAAGAGCCCAGGCUGUUAUGUAGGAAAGCCCCCCCCCUCCCCAAAAAAAGGAAGCACCAUCAACCAAGUGUCAUUAUUAACACUGACAAGCUCAAUUAAUCUAAUCCCAUGUACAGUUAAAUCAACCCUUUUAUAUAAAUGUUAUGACAACCUCCACACAAACUUGGCUAAUAACAGCAGCCCGUUUGUAGCCACAGUGGCAUCGUCUGCUGUGGGCUCAUCAGGUAUACCGUGUGUGUGUGCGUGUGUGCGUGUGUGUGUGCGCGCACGUGUGUGCGUGCGGGUGUGAGGGGGGGGGGGGGUCCUCUGCGUAUUAAUAUAUUCUGCAUAUGCAACUACAUGUUCAUGUCAGUCAAUCACACAUGGAACUACUGAGUUAGUACAAGAAAGUUAUCAUCAUGUCUUCUGUGUCUUUGGAUGAUUCCUUGAGUACUUUUGAUUUUAAAGAAUAUUUGAAAAUAUGAUAUCAUGUGAUUUGGGCACACAAGUGCAGAGACCCGGUGAUGCCGGUCAGGCACUGAACUAUAGCAAGCAAGAGAUUUCAUUUGUUGUUUUGUCUUGGGGCUGUUGCUGCUUUCUGCAUCAAAGGGCUCAGCCCCACAACUGAUUUAUUUGUGUAUAUACUGUAUGUAUGUAUUAUAAACUGAGAACAGGCUGUCUGGAGGAGGCUGAAACCACUAAAGCAUGAGGAGAAGAACAUAUCCCUUUCCUCUGACUUCUCUCACUUGGGUGUUGACAAACCUCUUUUGGGACCUCAUGUACAUACCAGAUCCCGCUCCAGACUGCACUGACUUCUCAGAAAUCAUCUGAACUGUUCAGAUUUUGUUCUAAGAGCAGGUUUUUAACAACAACAACAAAAAAACGCACACUGUUGAGACCUGCAUGCCUGGCCUUUUUGAGUGCAAUUGUUUAGGUUGUUUUUUUUUGUUUUUUUAAACCAACACUCCUUUGAUUUCUUUUAAUAUAGAGAGUUUUAGAAGUCUAACUUGAACCUUUUGUUUUCAUAGUAUAACAACAGAACUAUGACGGAUGCUCAGUGUUAACAUGAUCAUAAAAUCAACAUCUAACUGUCGUUUUUGAGCCCUGAACAAUUUAUCCUGUCACUAUAUCAAAUGGGAUUAAAUUAUAUAUUUUUUUGUAGAUUUAUAUUUUACUCACCUCUUCAUUAACUACUGUAUAGAUUAAUAUUUUUUAAAAAGCAAAAUAAUAUAUCUGUAUGUCAACUUGGAAUGUAUUCAGUUUAGGCCAUGAUUUAUGUUAGUGACAACUCCCAGGUGACAAAUGCUGUAGAAGCUGAUGGGCCUACAGUAUAUUAUUGUUGUGACAAUAAUAACAAUUUCAUCUGA